GGCGAGCCACUCACCCCAGGCCCUCUCCGGGGGUUCCCAACCUCCAAAGGACAGACAAGCGCCGCCAACUCGGUGCCCAGCGGACCCACGCCAGCCUCUCGCCCGGAGGCGCUGCGCCCAAGCCCGGAGGCCCGGCGAGCGCCAGCGGAGGAGCCCCGCAGACGCCAUGCUAAAAGCCAAAAUGGCUGCCCCGAGGAUGCCCGCAGCGCGCCGCCUGUGAGGAGGGAGCCGGCCGCUGCGGGAGCGGGGGAGGGGGCGCCGGGGACGCAGUCGCCGCUCGCCACGCCGGAGCCUCCCCCAGGCUGUAGCUGCACACAGCCCUUGCCGUAACUUUUAAUUCUCUUUGGAAAGAAACUGGCCAGCGGGGAAAAUGAUCAAGUUUUUCCUUAUGGUGAACAAGCAAGGCCAGACCCGGCUCUCUAAGUACUAUGAGCACGUAGAGAUCCAUAAGCGGACUCUUCUGGAAACGGAGGUCAUCAAGAGCUGUCUGUCUCGAUCCAGCGAACAGUGCUCGUUCAUUGAAUAUAAGGAUUUCAAACUCAUCUAUCGGCAGUAUGCAGCUCUCUUUAUUGUGGUCGGAGUUAAUGACACUGAGAAUGAAAUGGCUAUUUAUGAAUUCAUACACAAUUUUGUGGAAGUUUUAGACGAGUACUUCAGCCGAGUGAGUGAACUAGAUGUAUCCUUUUUCAGAACAUUUUUCCAUGGUAUGUGGCAAAGCCCGCUCACUCUAGGUGUAGUCAGGUUGUCCCAUUCUCUGUAGACAGACUUCACUGAGCAAAUACAAUGGAGACUUUGGACAUCAGGAACUGAACAAAACCAGGUUAUAAUUUGUUUUGUAAAGAUUCAUAAUCACAAACUCACUGGUGUCGAUGAAGUUUGUCUAUUUGAAACAGCAGUUUCUCCCUUCCAACAGCUCUUUAAAACCAGAACCUCGGGUUUCAGAUGGAAAAUUAAAGAGCAUUUGAGGAUUGUAGCCACCCUGCCCACAGUUAGACACCCAGAUGAAUGCAUUCUCAGGGAGUAUGGCUCUUUCUGGUUUCUCACUGCCCAGUGCCCUCUUCUUCCCAAACAGAGACUAGUUUUCCAGUAAGUGCUCCACCACGUUAAGCCUUCAUCAUCCAAGUGUUGGGACUCUCCAUUUGAGAAACUCACAACUUGCGUCCUUGGGGAGUUUAGUUAGCAUGCCUCCCCUCCUCUAUGCCUUUCUUCUCUGGACUAUUUUUCUUCUGCCAGGCAGGGAAGACGGUUGAUGACACGGGCCGAGAAGGGUGCCUGUGGGUAGGUACAGCCCUGGGGCUGAGGUGCAGGCCCAGGAGGGUGCCUGUGGGUAGGUACAGCCCUGGGGGCUGAGGUGCAGGCCCAGGAGGGUGCCUGUGGGUAGGUACAGCCCUGGGGCUGAGGUGCAGGCCCAGGAGGGUGCCUGUGGGUAGGUACAGCCCUGGGGGUGAGGGAUGGUGUUGACUUGGAGCCCCAGGCUCCUCAAGAGAAGCCUGGAGAACAGAGCAGUCAGUGCAGCCCAGAUCUGGCUUUUACCAGUCCUGUGACCUCAGCCAAAGACUUUAGACACUUGCUUCUGUGUAAAUGGGGAUUGUAGAGAAGACCGAGAUAUCAUAGUAACACCUUGGUCAUGAUGCCUUGAGCAUAGUGAGCAUUCAGCAUACAUUGUGUUAUUACUGAGGUCAAAUUGUUUUCUUGCUGAAACGUUACUUGCUGUGUUCUCUGGCAUGGAAUAGGUUCUAGCCCGCUUUGGUAACAAAAUGGGCUGUUCUGGAUUGGGGUGUUGCUCAGGACUGGAGUGCUGCCUGACGCGCACGGCCCUGAGUUGCAUACACACACAUACACACACACAUACACACACACACAUACAUACAUAUACACACAUACAUACACACAUA
This is a messenger RNA of Peromyscus leucopus (white-footed mouse), 1895 nucleotides long. RefSeq names its product adaptor related protein complex 4 subunit sigma 1 (gene Ap4s1). The record is from RefSeq and is a predicted model, not a curated record. Gene Ontology annotation, biological process: protein transport; vesicle-mediated transport. Lineage: Eukaryota; Metazoa; Chordata; Mammalia; Rodentia; Cricetidae. Gene Ontology annotation, cellular component: intracellular membrane-bounded organelle. The coding region runs from base 371 to 760 and encodes 129 amino acids. The transcript has 6 exons.